Messenger RNA from Conger conger (European conger), 2092 nucleotides. RefSeq names its product adhesion G protein-coupled receptor G3-like. Gene Ontology annotation, biological process: adenylate cyclase-activating G protein-coupled receptor signaling pathway; cell surface receptor signaling pathway. Gene Ontology annotation, molecular function: G protein-coupled receptor activity. Bases 1 to 951 code for a protein of 316 amino acids. The transcript has 5 exons. The record is from RefSeq and is a predicted model, not a curated record. Gene Ontology annotation, cellular component: membrane. Lineage: Eukaryota; Metazoa; Chordata; Actinopteri; Anguilliformes; Congridae.
AUGCAGAGUCCAGUCUAUGAAAACGAGGCAGGUAAUGGUACCCAGGUGUCCGGACUGCUGAGCUCCUACUCCAUCUGGCUCCUCACCCUGCUGUCCCGGAUCGGGUGUGGGGUGUCUGUGUGCUGUCUCGCUUUGGUCAUCACCUUCCAUGCAAUAUACAGGUGGCAUAAUUCUGAGCAUUCUCUCAGUAUCCACAUCCACCUUUGUGUGGCGCUGCUGGGCCUGAACCUUUCCUUCCUCGCCAACGACAGCAUGACCUCCCUAAACAACCACGGAGUCUGUAUCUUCAUCGCCGCGGCGACACACUACUCCCUCCUCUGCACCAUCACCUGGUUCGCCAUAGAGGGCUUUCACCUCUACUGGCUCGUAAUCCGUGUCUUCAACGUCUACAUCAGGAGAUACCUGCUCAAACUGGCUCUGGUGGGCUGGGGGUUACCUGCAGUGGCUGUCAUAUCGAUCCUAAGCUGCGGAAAGUAUGGGAAGUACAACAUUUACCAGCUUGAGGGUGGCGCAGUAACAAUGUGUUACCUGCCUGAAUCGGUACUGCUCAGCAUCACCUUCAGCUUCUUCGCCCUGGUGGUCCUGCUGAACCUGCUGGUGUUUGUGGCAGUGACUGUGCAUGUUGUGCGUGCGCGGAGGCUAAGCCUCGCCCAGCAGGAGCGGCACAUCACUCGGAAGGACAUAUUCAGCCUGAUGGGGGUCUCCUGGCUUCUGGGGCUGUCCUGGGGGGUGCUGCUCUUCCCGGUCAGCCCUCUGAAGGAAGUCAUCUUCUACAUAUUCUGCAUCCUUAACUCCCUCCAUGGUGUCUUUGUGUGCGUGCGCUAUUUCACUCUCCACCGCCGGCCGAAGGAAUCCCCCGGGACCAUGCUGUCAACAGUAACCACCACCACAGACAGCGUCGCAAGUGCCUCUGUCAACAAUAGGGAACGUACCGAAAAUAUAUACAACUGAAAUAUAACUAUCCAGACUUAAAAGUUACUCAAAUGAUAGACGUACUAAGCAAAUCUUAAACUGGAAUUUUUCAGUUAUCCUUGGGUUUGGGAGCUCUCGGCAACAUUUGGGGAGUCUGUACUCUCUCAUAUUCCAAGAUUGAAAUUGGUCCCAUUUCACAGACACAGAUUAGGCAUAGUCGUCAGCUGAAUUCAAUUUUGAUUGGAGAGUCUCAAUACAAAAUAUACUUCAGUCCAGGACAAUCUGUGUCUGUCAAACCGACUCAUUUUCCUGCAGCGGUAAUAAGCUUAAAACAAUAUUGUUUCAGAACGAUAGAAAUACAUUGGCAGAAAUUUAAAUUAAGAGCAUUAGGGGCCAGUUUCACAGACACUCAUUAAGCCAAGUCCUAGACGAAAUUCACAUUUAAAAAAAAAAAAAAUUUUUUAGGCCUUUUUCAGCUUUAUUGGACAGUAUAUAGUAUAGAGAGACAGGGGAAGACAUACGACAAAUGUCGGACGGUCGGAUUCGAACCGCCGACGUCGCGGCUCGCAAUGAGCAUGCAGUCAGUGCUCUACAGGCUGCGCCACCGAGACACCCACUAAAUUCAGAUUUUAGUCCAAUACUGUCUGUUGAAGGAAGUGUUUGUUGUGUGAUUUAGAGAGAGAAUUCAUAUUUUAUGACCAUGAUUUAAGGGUUAAUCAUUUUGUGUACUAAAUAUCAGUAAGCUUCAAUAUAUGUUCACUAACAAACCUUUCUAGGCAGCCCAGUUUCCAAAUAUCUAUGUCAAUGUAUAUUUCAAUGUCUAUUGUAUUCACUUUCCAUAAAAACAUCAUAUGUCAAAUUUCCUAACUGGAAUUUUGGUCUUUUGUUAUAAUUAAGAUGAUUUAUGUUUUUUGUUUCCUUUUUCUCCAGUAAAAAGUUAUUUUGUUCUAGAUUUUCCGUUGAAAAAAAAAAACAGAAUAUUUAACAGUUUUCCCCUUAAAGGUACAAUAGGUAAGAUUUUUGUGUUAAAACAUUGUUACAAGACCAUUGUAAAUCCCUUCCUUUCGUUGAAAAGUCUCACCGACAUGUUGACUCACCCUCUGCCAGUGGUUAUAGUCCUUAAGUUUGGAUUUAAAAUAUGCAGUUGAUGGGCCAGCACUCUGUCCCAAAACAUUGAUAG